Belonocnema kinseyi is the source of this 1583-nucleotide messenger RNA. RefSeq names its product 39S ribosomal protein L38, mitochondrial (gene mRpL38). The transcript has 7 exons. Lineage: Eukaryota; Metazoa; Arthropoda; Insecta; Hymenoptera; Cynipidae. Gene Ontology annotation, cellular component: mitochondrial large ribosomal subunit. Bases 224 to 1438 code for a protein of 404 amino acids. The record is from RefSeq and is a predicted model, not a curated record.
AUGUUACAGUGGUUACAACAAUAUAACAGUCGUCAAUAUAUGCGAAAUUUUAAUUACAAAAAAAUAAUAUAUGAAAAAAAUGAAAAUUUAUAAACGGAAUAACAUUGGUAACACUGUUUAAAUGAAAGCUAUAAAAAGAUAGAAGAAAGAAAAACAGAGAAAAUUGAUCUUUUACUGGAGAAGAAAUAAUUUUUAAAUUUGGAGUAAAAUUUCUAAAUUAAAUAUGGCAAAUCGGUUGUUUCGUUGCCUUUACACUGAUUUAAUAAGUGUAAAUAAUCAACAAAUUCGAUAUGGACAUCGGAUCAGAGGGAAACCGCCAAAUCUUGCUCGAACUAUUGAACAGCGGCUUGAAGAACUAAAGUACAAAGAUCCAGAGCUGUAUUAUAAUGUAGAUAUAGGUUUACCCUUAUCUCAGAAAUCCAAUAAACAGAUGUUUAGUGGAUGGAUGAAUCAAGUGGCAAAAAAUAGAGAAGAUCCUGCACUCGAAAAAAAAGUUCGAAAUCGUGAACAUUUAAUCGAUCUGGAAGUUGCUAAGGAGGAUUGGUUAAAAACCGCAGCCCCUACGCAAAUGCGCACGAUUGCAGAUCAUUAUGGAAUUUUCAAUGAUCUUUAUGGGGAAGCAUAUUUUCACCCUGUCGUUCCUCUCACGAUAGAUUAUAAUUUUGGUGAUCCAGAACUACUCGCAAGAGUCCAUAGAGGAAAUUUGAUCACGCCUAGUGAAGCUUCAAACCUACCGGAAGUGAAUUAUGAAGCAGAGCCUGAUACUCUUUGGACUCUUCUUCUCACGACCCCGGAUGGUAAUUUGUCCAAUCCCGAGAGCGAGUACUGUCAUUGGUUUAUUGGAAACAUUCCGGGAAAUGCAGUUGAAAAAGGAGAGCAACUAGUGGAUUAUCUAAGGCCCAUUCCACCACGUGGCAUUGGCUACUGCAGAUACAUUUUCGUUCUGUAUAAGCAAGAUAAGAAAAUUGACUUUUCGGAAUACAAGAAGCAACAGCCAUGUUUAGAGCUUGUCGAACGUAAUUGGAGCACUCUCGAUUUUUAUCGCAAGCACCAGGAUUAUUUGACUCCUGCUGGUCUCUCAUUUUUCCAGACUGAGUGGGACACAAGCUUGUUAGACUUUUACCACAACACUUUAAAAAUGAGAUCGCCACAAUUCGAGUACGAUUUUCCGAAACCAUACAUCAAACCACAAGUCUGGUUUCCGAUUAGGCAGGCUUUCAACAUCUAUAUGGAUAAGUACAGAGAUCCCAAAGACAUUAAUAAGCAGUACUUCAUGCAGAAGUUGAAGAAAAUCCAUCCCUUCAAGGAACCGGAAAAGCCCCUGAAGUAUCCGAAUGCUGUCAGGUUCAAAGACGAGGAGUAUAUCCCUUCAUGGCUGAAACUCGAAAUCAGGAAAGAACGCCUCGGUUGGGGCCGUUAUAGGGAAGUGCAGAAAUAAAAUAUUUUCACGGCCCCUCUGUAUGAAUGUGAUUUGUUUUUAAGCAUGGAAAACCCUCUCACUAGCAGUGCUAUCGCCAACAUAGCCGUUAAAGUCAUGAGAGGAAAGCUCAAGCCCUAACGCAACACCAACGCGAGAACACCUU